Molecule: messenger RNA, 9016 nt
Organism: Mesoplodon densirostris (Blainville's beaked whale)
Lineage: Eukaryota; Metazoa; Chordata; Mammalia; Artiodactyla; Ziphiidae
Gene: ASXL2
Product: ASXL transcriptional regulator 2
Exons: 12
Coding region: 286-4644 (1452 amino acids)
Biological process (GO): animal organ morphogenesis; positive regulation of transcription by RNA polymerase II
Cellular component (GO): PR-DUB complex
Molecular function (GO): peroxisome proliferator activated receptor binding; DNA binding; chromatin binding
Source: RefSeq, a predicted model, not a curated record
GGCCGCGCGGGAGCGGUCACAUGACCGUAGCGGCUGCCUGUACAGUAAGGACCCAAUAUGGCAGCGGCGGUAGCAGUGGUAACGGCAGCAGGAGGACCGGCCGCCCCAUAGACCGCCCCCCGCGCGCCACCCCCGCCGCUUCCUCUGCUUGGGUGCUCCUCCGGCCUGACUUCCCCUUUCUCCCAUCUUUCCCGGCACCGCGGGAAAAACAGCGCAGGGCAGAGCAGGCAGGGAGGGCGGCCGCAGCCCGGACACGGGAGCCUCCCAGUCAGUUCAAGACCCGACAUGAGGGAAAAGGGCCGUAGGAAGAAGGGCAGGACCUGGGCGGAGGCCGCCAAGACGGUCUUAGAAAAAUAUCCCAAUACACCCAUGAGUCAUAAAGAAAUUCUUCAAGUUAUCCAGAGAGAAGGACUAAAAGAAAUCAGUGGAACUUCCCCUCUUGCAUGCCUGAAUGCAAUGCUCCACACAAACUCCCGAGGUGAAGAGGGCAUCUUCUAUAAGGUUCCAGGUAGAAUGGGAGUGUAUACUUUGAAGAAAGAUGUGCCGGAUGGGGUGAAAGAGCUAUCAGAAGGUUCAGAAGAAAGCAGUGAUGGUCAGUCAGAUUCCCAGAGUUCUGAGAACAGCAGCAGCAGCAGUGAUGGUGGCAGCAACAAGGAGGGAAAAAAGAGCAGGUGGAAAAGGAAAGUAUCGUCUAGACUGUCACAACCAUCCUCUCCUCAGUCAGGCUGCCCAUCACCCACCAUUCCAGCAGGUAAAGUCAUUUCUCCGUCACAGAAGCACAGCAAGAAGGCACUAAAGCAGGCUCUAAAACAGCAACAGCAGAAGAAACAGCAGCAGCAGCAAUGCAGGCCAAGCGUGUCCAUCUCCUCCAACCAGCACCUGUCUCUGAAGACUGUCAAAGCAGCCAGUGAUUCUGUACCUGCCAAACCUGCGAUAUGGGAAGGAAAGCAAUCUGACGGACAGUCAAGCAGCCCUCAGAACUCAAACUCUAGCUUUUCUUCUUCAGUUAAAGUGGAAAAUCCUUUGCUAGGCCUGGGAAAGAAGUCAUUCCAGAGGUCUGACAGGCUUCACACAAGGCAAAUGAAGAGGACUAAAUGUGCUGAAAUUGAUGUUGAGACACCAGACUCCAUUCUGGUUAAUACAAACCUACGAGCACUAAUCAACAAACACACCUUUUCAGUCCUUCCUGGAGAUUGCCAACAGCGACUGCUUCUACUACUUCCAGAGGUGGAUCGACAGGUUGGUCCAGAUGGUCUGAUGAAGUUAAAUGGAUCAGCCCUUAAUAAUGAGUUCUUCACUUCAGCAGCCCAAGGCUGGAAGGAAAGACUUUCAGAAGGUGAGUUUACACCUGAGAUGCAGGUGAGAAUUCGACAAGAGAUUGAGAAGGAGAAAAAAGUAGAGCCUUGGAAAGAACAAUUCUUUGAAAGCUACUAUGGUCAGAGUUCUGGCCUGAGCCUUGAAGAUUCAAAGAAAUUGACAGCUUCACCCAACGAUCCCAAAGUAAAGAAAACCCCAGCUGAGCAACCAAAAUCCAUGCUUCCUUCAGAGGCCUCUCCCGUCAGUAUAGUCUCAGUAAUUCCCCAGUUAGUGUCUAAAGAAGAAGUACUGCAACUGCCAUCACCAGUCAGAAAAGAAGAGCAUGAAAGCCAAGAUAAGAUGCAGCCAAACUCCAAAUCCCCAGAGCCCCUACUUUCCUCAGCUACCAAUGCAAAUGAGCUUAGCAGUGUUCCUCCCAUCAAGUGCCCAAAGGAUGAGGCUCUCUUGGAGCAAAAGCCAGUUGCCUCUGCUGAACAGGAGUCUGAGAAAGAGAAUCAUCUCACUACAACUUCAAAUUAUAACAAAAAUGAAAGCCAAGAAGCUUUAGUUACAUCCCUGAGCAAACCCAAGAGCCCUGGGGUAGAAACAAUAGUAGUGAAGCCCAUAGGAGAAGCAGGUCUACAGGAGACCACUAUGAAAGAGCCUCCAUCAACUCUGGCUGAUCACAGCCCAGAAAGCCUCAAGAGGAAAUCUUCUGUCACCCAAGAAGAGGCCCCUACAAGCUGGGAGAAAAGACCACGUGUCACUGAGAAUCGCCAGCACCAGCAGCCAUUUCAAGUCUCCCCACAGCCCUUUCUCAGUAGAGGGGACAGGUUCCAGGUGCGGAAAGUACCACCUCUCAAGAUCCCGGUCUCCAGAAUCUCCCCCAUGCCGUUUCCUACAUCGCAGGUCUCUCCCAGGGCUCGUUUUCCAAUCUCCAUCACUAGUCCUAACAGAACAGGAGCCAGAACUCUCGCAGACAUCAAAGCAAAAGCCCAGCUGGUCAAAGCACAGAGGGCAGCAGCUGCUGCUGCAGCCGCCGCUGCUGCAGCCGCCUCAGUUGGAGGGACCAUUCCAGGACCUGGCCCAGGGGGCGGACAGGGUCCAGGAGAGGGGGCUGAAAGGAGAACUGCUAGAGGAGGGAGUCCAGACUCAAACAGAGUCAGUGAAACUGGAAAGGGCCCCACACUGGAACUGGCAGGAACUGGAAGCAGGGGAGGUACGAGAGAGCUUUUACCCUGUGGUCCAGAGACUCAGCCCCAAUCUGAGACCAAGACCCCAGGCCAGGCACAGUCUCACAGUCUCUCUGGAGCACAACUACAGCAAACCUCCUCAGUGCCUCCACCGUCUGCCAUCAGUGGAGCGUGCUCAAGUGUCCCGUCACCAGCCCACGCUAACACACCCCCACCAGCUUUAGGGAAAGUAAGCAAUGAAAAACUGAAUCCCACCAGGGCGGCAGCCACAGUGGCCUCUCUUAGCCACCCACAAGGGCCCAGUAAUGGUAGGCAGGAGAAGGCACCUCCUACUCCAGCAGAUCCUGCUCUAAUCGCAGGUGCCUCACCUGUUCAUUUUGCAGUCGAUGGCACAGUUGAGCCCAAAGCAGGUUCUAGUAAGAAUACACCAAACCCUCCAGCCUCCGCAGAGAUAAGUGCUAGUGCUUCAGUGGAGAUGGCUCCCUCCCCUUUAACAUCUUUAUUAACAACAGCCUCCUUAGAGAAGCUUCCUGUACCCCAGGUCGUUGUAACCAUAGCACCUACUGGAUCAGCUCCAUCCUCGAGCACUUUGCCAGCAGCUUCUAGCCUUAAGACCCCAGGAGCUUCUUCAAAUAUGAAUGGACCCAUUUCAAGGCCAAGCUCUAAUAUCCCUGCUAAUAAUCCUUUGGUAACUCAGCUGCUGCAAGGCAAAGAUGUUCCCCUGGAGCAAAUUCUGCCUAAACCUCUCACCAAAGUUGAAAUGAAAACUGUUCCACUAACUACAAAAGAGGAAAAGGGGAUGAUGAUAGGAGCACUCGCAGGUACCAGCGUAACAGAAAAUAGCACCAGAGAGGAAGUUAAUGAGAGACAGUCCCAUCCAGCUACACAGCAACUGGGUAAAAGUUCGCAAAGUAAGCAGCUCCCCCAGGUUCCAAGACCCCUUCAGCUCUUUUCAGGUAAGGAUCUAAGGGACGCUGGCAUUGACACACACCAAUACCAAGAAGGACUAAGUAAAGCAACCCAAGAUCAGAUCCUUCAGACACUCAUCCAGAGGGUUCGGAGGCAGAAUGUUCUCUCGUUUGUGCAGGCCUCCCAGUUCAACUUCGCUCACUCAGGUUUCCAGUUAGAGGACAUCUCCACAAGCCAGAGGUUUAUGCUGGGUUUUGCUGGCAGAAGGACAUCCAAGCCUGCAAUGGCAGGUCACUACUUACUUAACAUUUCCACCUAUGGCCGGGGUUCAGAGAGCCUUAGGAGGACCCAUUCUGUAAACCCCGAAGACCGAUUUUGUCUAAGCAGCCCCACUGAGGCCUUGAAGAUGGGAUAUACAGAUUGUAAAAAUGCAGCAGGAGAUAGUAGCAGUGGUAAAGAAGAUGAUACUGAUGAGGAAAGUUCUGGUGAUGAGCAAGAAUCUGUCGUGGUGAAGGAGGAGCCGCAGGCUUCCCAGAGUUCUGGCAAGUGUGAAGCAAGUUCAGGACCCCACGGUAGAGAAACCCUGUCCACCAGUGAUUGUUCAGCUAAGAAGAAUGUGAAGGCAGAGAUGCCAGUGCCUGAGCAGACCACUUUAAGCAAGGAAAAUUACCUGUUCACUAGAGGCCAAACAUUUGAUGAGAAGACCCUAGCCAGAGAUUUUAUUCAGGCAGCACAGAAGCAGAUGGCUCACGCAGUGAGAGGUAAGACCGUGCGGAGCAGCCCUGAGCUUUUCAAUUCUACUGCUCUUCCUCUACCUGCAGACAGUCCUACCCAUCAGUCUCUACUCCUUCCACCACUGCAAACCCCAAAGCUGUAUGGAAGCCCCACACAGAUUGGGCCAAGCUACAGAGGCAUGAUCAACGUCUCCACCUCAUCGGACAUGGACCAUAACUCUGCUGUACCGGGGAUGCCUGACUGUAGCCAGGUAUCUAGCAAUGUCGGUGAUGUCAUGUCCUUUUCAGUGACUGUCACAACCAUCCCUGCUAGCCAAGCUAUGAAUCCCAGCAACCACGGCCAGACCAUUCCUGUUCAGGCCUUUCCUGAAGAGAACAGCAUAGAGGACACACCUUCGAAAUGUUACUGCCGAUUGAAAGCCAUGAUCAUGUGCAAGGGGUGUGGAGCCUUCUGCCACGAUGAUUGCAUUGGCCCCUCCAAACUGUGUGUCUCCUGCCUUGUCGUUCGGUAAUGAGACUAGAAGGAGAACACGCUGUAAAGAAGGCAGGAAGGGGGAAGGGUUGACAGGUGUGGCUUUUGUGUUCUUUUGGAAUCAGAAAUAAACUAGGUUUCAGUUGUCUUAAGAGACAAGUGUUACUUAAUCAGGAAUACAGAGUACAGAUCUUACAUUUUAGAGGAAAAGCACCUUGUAUAGUAAGCCCAAGUCAAGCAAGACUUUGUGAAUUUGUGACAAGUUUGCACUUACAAAAUCAUGUAAAUAUGUCACAUCUUGUUUUAACAUUUUUCCAGGUGUUUAGGUAAUGUAUUACUUUGACUUCAGAUUGAUGUUCCACUUCAUGUGACUUUUGACAAGUUUAAUGCCGUGCAUGGUGAAAGGAAGCGAUUUUCCUUCCGCCCUUUCUUAAGAGGCUAGGGAAAGAAAGGAGUGAGGGAAUGGUCUGAAGAAGUGACCGCUCAUGUUGAUUGUGUCUUGACUGUCUGACUGCAGGCUUUACAUAGGUUACUCAGCCUUCGCAGGAUUUGGAUUCAGGGUUUACUCAGUCCCUUUACCUUAGAUGGAACCUUCUCAAGUUCAAAUUUUUGAUAAGGUAUUCAUUUCACAGGCAGUACUUCAGACUCUGAAAAUUCUGACUUGGUUCUUGGCUUCCAUAAACCAGUACUAUUGCCAGGCACUCUGCUUGCAGUUUGUGGAUCCCUGGUGUUCCCUAAUCCCACUCCCUCCAUGAAAAGUUUGCCUCGCUGGGCCCCUUGGGUUAUCAUCACCUGUGCAGGGCAGUAAUUCCAGCAAUAAUCUCCGAGGAUUUAGUCAUUUGUGGGAGCUUACAAACAAGUUUGAAAUACUAGUAUAAAAUUAACAGAAAAGUGUUAGUGAUAGGGCGAUUUGAACUAUGUGUUUUGUUGGGUAAGCAGAGUAAAGGUGCAGAAACUGUUGAACUGAACAUAAAGAACUUUGGAAAACAAUUUUAACACUAGAAACAAAGUAGCCCCUCUCAUCCUCUUCUCUCCCAACCUGUUACCUAAUGUUCUACAGUCAGCUGUUGCUACAGGUAGAAAAACUCAUUAAUACCACAUUUGCCCAUUCUGUUAAACCUGUUUUGACCUCCCAGGCAUCUGAGGAAUAUGGGAGUAAUCUUAUAUAUUACUCUGAACAUACACGUGUGCAUGCGCACACACACACCAUAAAAGUCAGACACUUUUCCUGUUUUAGAAAACAUGUCCCCUCCCUUGGACUACUGCUCUCUACGCACUAGAAAUUUCUAAUGUAAAGGGGCUUUAGUGAAUGACUUAGGGAACAUCUAGAAAGGAAAAGAAAUCAGCUGCAAAUUUUUAUUGUUUGUUUUUGUUUAUUCUUUUUCGUUUCCUUUUUGUUGAAUCCUGUCUCUAGUGACUAAAGAAUUUUUGAGUACAUACAUUUAGGUCAUGGUUAAAGAACAUUAAAAUAAAUCUACAAUUUACCAGAAUUCGGUAUUAAAAAGUUGGGGAUUGUCAAUGUGCAUCAUUUGCAUAUUGAUUUCAAAUCUCCUAAUUUCAUGUAUGUAAAGGACAUAUAUUAGUGCAACCUAGUGCAGUCAUAGUUGUACUUAAUAUUCAGGAUGUGAUAUAUACAAAAUGCAGAACAGUUUUUUGUUUUUGUUUUUGCGGUACGCGGGCCUCUCACUGUUGUGGCCUCUCCCGUCGCAGAGCGCAGGCUCCGGACGCGCAGGCUCAGCGGCCGUGGCUCACGGGCCCAGCCGCUCCAUGGCAUGUGGGAUCUUCCUGGACCGGGGCACGAACCCGUGUCCCCUGCAUCGGCAGGCGGACUCUCAACCACUGUGCCACCAGGGAAGCCCCCUGCAGAACAGUUUAAACUCGUUAACCAAGUCACAUUCCAGAUUAGGGGCAAGUAGGCAGUAGUAAUCUUAGCUUUGCACCCAUUCUGCUACCCACCCCUCCCUACCUCACAUCCUGCAUUAUACAUACACUCUUUUAAUACUUUCAAACCCCAUAAGAAACUAUUCUAUUUUUUUGUUUGUUUGAGUUUUUUGUGGCCCAAAGCAAAUAUAGGAUUAAUAUCUGUGUUCUAGUUUCAACCAAGAUAAUUUGAUGUCCUUCUAACUUCCCUUUUUCUUCCAGCACACACAUAGCUAAGAGGUAAGAAAUCUGUAAGGAUCCAGGGAUAAGGAGCAAGUUCUCCAACCAAUAACCAGUAGGAGUCAGAAACCAUGGUUCUGUUCCCAAACUUUCAGUGCCCUGGGUAAUCCCAGGGGGUGUUAAAAAGACCUAUUGCUAGUUAAAACUCUCCAUUCCCAGCUUCCCCACUCCCCACUUGAGUGGCAGGACUGAGGGGUGGUCUGCCUGCCGGAAGUGGUUGACUGUUUCAGAACCGACCCCACGGUGAGCACAAGUAACCAGUUUGGAUUUUCAAAAUGAUUUUUCUUCUUCACACCUUUCCUAUCAUAGAAAGUCUCUCCUCCAUGGUUCUCUUAAUCUGAGGAUGGACAGACUAACCAGGAAAGGAGGAAAGGCAUCAGGGAUUUUCAAGUCCAUUUAGAGAGCAAACCAUAUCGUGCCUAUUCAUCUUGACCCAGGCUCUUGCAGAUAGGUCCUAAGCAUUACUAUUCACCAGAUUCUCUUUACAAAUAAUACCCAGCUAAUAAAAUAUUCACUAAAUCGUCAACUAGGUACACUGCCUCACUCUUGACUAAAUGAGAGAAUAGUUAGAUUCUCUUAGAUUGGUAGAAAAUUGAAUGCAAUCUAUUUAUCAGUUGGUUUCAGAACGGUUUCACAUAGAAGGUCAUUCAUCUUGUGCUGACUGAGCUGAGAAGAAAAAAGAAAAAUUACAAUCUGGCCCUUUUGAAAAUGAAGCAGUAGGAACAAGAAAACCUUUAAGUUAUUAGAAUAUGGUAUUCCAGUACCUUUAAAGCAGUUUUUAUCUUAGGUUUUCAGUUACUUUAACUUUCAAUUCAGUCUGAAAUGUUUCUAAUAAGUGCUAAGCUUAUUUUUAUGGUAUUAAGUUGCACUAUUUCCAGUGACUAGUCAGGCAUUAUGCCUGAUGCUUAUGCCUCCAGGGUAUGCUUCUCAAGCCUUCAGAUAACCUUCCACUUCAGGUCACCUUGGGGAGGUGGCAUUAACAAUAUAUCAUCUCAGUCUUACUUGGGAAUGUUCUAAGUUGUCUAGUAGAGAAGACUCCCUAAAUUUUAAAGAAUUUUUAUUAAAAUUCUCCAUCCUAUUAAACAGAAAAUAAAGCCAAAUAACCUGGAGUUGUUUGCCCUACGUAACCCCUGUGUUGAAGAUACUGAAGCUGUCUGUGGUACCCCAUGUAACAUCUUUAAGAAUAAGGUCUGGCAGUUGGGAAAUUUUUCUUGGGGCAGGGGAAGCAUACUUAUAUGGGCUGGGAAAGCACACAGUGUAGAUAUUUUAGGAGUUAUCACAGAUUUAAAUAAAUAGCCAAAGGAGGACGUCAUUGCCUUCCAGGUGAAGGCAUAAAUUCGUACAUUAAUAAUUGGACCGUUUACCAUCCUAAUUGCUCUUAUUGCCUUUCUUCACCUAAGAGUCCAUAAAGAACUCUUGGGUGAAAUUAUUCGUUAUAAUGAGGGGGUCUUCUCUGGUCAUUACAUCACUGUUUGUUUCUAGAGCUCAUUGUCCGUAAGCAGUACCAGGGUGGUUUUCUCUGUGACCUACAGAUUUCACAGCGAGGAGAGAAAAGUCUCCCUUUUGCAUUACAACAAUGUGCUAAGUAACAAAACUUGGCCAAGGGUAGUUUGCAGCUCAAUUUAUAGAAUAGUCCAAAGAGACUCCGAGGAACAUGAUGAUAGGCAGGGAUCUUUCCUACCGUGUUUCAAUACCUACAUAACCUAUUGAAAGAGAACAAUAGGUAAAACAGUUCCUAAAGUUGGAAGUAAGACCUUCAUAGAUUCUUGGUUACUUAUUUUUUUUAAUGCUUUACAUUUGAUACAACUAUUAAAGAUCAAUUUUAAAAAAUAGCUUUCCAGUAAUAUAUUUUAAGUAAUAUAUAUUUUAAUAUCUAUGUAAAAAGUGACAGUGGGAGACUUUGAAUUUCUCAUAGAAGGUAUGUUUAAUGUAGGGCCUCACUGUUAAGGCACAAAUUAUUUCAAAGGAAGUUACUCUAAAGACACUCAGAUUAUUUCCAAAAAAAUGCAAUAAGGGGAAGAGUUUUGGAGUUUAUUUUUUAUUUUAAAAGAAAAUUGACUUAUUUACCACAAGCUAUUUUUUUUUCCUUCUGGCUAAAAGGUUUGUACAGACUGGUUUGGUAAAUGCUAAACUUUUGUGUCUUUUGCCUUUUUAAAGGAAUUGUUAACAUUGGAAUUGAGGGUAUGUACAGAGAAGUUGGUGUCAACACCAUUUAAAAAGUCAUAUUUUUUCACAAAUAUAGAAAAAUCAUU